Messenger RNA from Labrus bergylta (ballan wrasse), 969 nucleotides. RefSeq names its product GPI-linked NAD(P)(+)--arginine ADP-ribosyltransferase 1-like. The record is from RefSeq and is a predicted model, not a curated record. NCBI's taxonomy places the organism in Eukaryota, Metazoa, Chordata, Actinopteri, Labriformes, Labridae. Gene Ontology annotation, molecular function: NAD+-protein-arginine ADP-ribosyltransferase activity; NAD+ poly-ADP-ribosyltransferase activity.
AUGCCUUCAGGGGAGGCUAAAGCAUGUCAGAGAAAAGCAUGUGCCAUCACUUCUCUUCUUCUCGUGGUGGGACUGCUGAUGUUUGUCGUCAUAUUUGUGACCCUCAGCUGGCAGAAUAUCGUUGGAGAGGAUCCAGUCCAUGACCUUGAUGACUGCAGAUCCAAAGCUACAGUUGUCACGGAUGAAGCGAUCAUGCAGAAAGGGGAAACCAGCAAGAACUUCAGUGAAGCCUGGAGAAAUGCAGAGCAAGAAGCAAGAGCACCGGCACACGUCUACAUGGAGAAACAUCACUCGACCGCCAUCUACGCGUACACAAAAGUGAUGCCGCAACAUGUCAAACAAAGAACUGGGAGAGCAGAAGCCACAAGGACAAAACCACAAAGGGAGACAUUUGAGUCCCGUUCCCUUUAUUCGUCUCUGAGUGAAGCUGUUCAGAUCCUGAAACACAGUCAAAUGACGUGUCUCAGUACAGCUUACAGAACAGACACACUCUUACAUCCAAACAUCUCGAACAACACAAUGAUUCGCUUCAGCACCUUCAUAUUAGGUUCUGAUUGGUGGAAUAACACAAGGAGCACUUCCUGUUUUGAAGUUUACACAUGUUUCGGUGCAAACAUAACACAUUACUCUGCUUUGAAACAAAGCAGCCAGGUGCUCAUUCCCCCCUACGAGGCAUUCAAAGUCACUGACACGCAGACGGACACACAGAGGUGUAAAGUUGUCUACAAACUGAAGAGCAACCUGAACUGUGUUUAUGACAAAGAGAGCAACAUGUUGCAUCCAAUAUCUGCAUUAGGGGUGGAGGCAUUGGGGCUGAUCUUUGGCAUCACUUGUCUGGUUCUUGUGUCUCUUUUGCUUUUACUAUUUGUCAUGUGGAAGGUGACCGAAAACCAGAAGAAGAAAAAAGGUGUUUCCAGUGCUUCAUUUGGGCAGAACAGCACUCACUAUUCAGGAAGAAUUGAUAUUUAA